UGGCAGUUCAUCAUUAAAUCACGAAAAUGGCGAGUGUGUCCUAUCAGAUUGCGAAUUUAUUGGAGAAGAUGACGUCAAGUGAUAAAGAUUUCAGGUUUAUGGCUACAAAUGACCUUAUGACGGAACUUCAGAAAGAUAGUAUUAAGUUAGAUGAUGAUUCAGAAAGAAAAGUUGUAAAAAUGCUGCUUCGUUUACUAGAAGAUAAAAAUGGAGAACUUCAAAAUUUGGCAGUGAAGUGCUUGGGACCAUUAGUAAACAAAGUGAAAGAAUAUCAAGUGGAGACAAUAGUAGAUGCCCUGUGUGGGAACAUGGUCUCUGAUAAAGAACAACUUAGAGAUAUUUCCAGUAUAGGCCUAAAGACAGUUGUCAGUGAAUUGCCUUUGGCCUCAAGUGCACUAGCCACGAAUGUUUGUAAACGGAUAACGGGGCGUCCCAGUAGUGCCAUAGAAAAGAAGGAAGACGUGUCUGUUCAGCUGGAAGCUUUGGACAUAUUGGCUGAUCUGCUUUCAAGAUUUGGUGGCCUGUUGCUCAGUUUUCAUACCACAAUACUUACUGCAUUGAUACCACAGUUGUCGUCACCUCGCCAGGCUGUCAGAAAAAGAACAAUUGUUGCCUUGAGUCAUCUAGUGAUGUCGCGCAACCAUCAGAUCUAUGGGAAGCUUAUAAAUGUCUUGUUGGAUGGGUUAACAAGAACUGUUUAUUCUUCUACAACACGUACAUACAUUCAGUGUAUAGCAGCAAUCUGCCGACAGGCUGGACACAGAUUUGGAGAACACAUUGAGAGAGUAGUGCCUCUCAUAGUACAGUAUAGCAAAGAAGUAAUGAUGAAUUGAGAGAAUAUUGCUUGCAAGCCUUUGAAGCAUUUGUCCAUCGAUGUCCUAAAGAAGAACUCCACACAUCAAUACUAUUACAGAGCUUUGUUUGAGUUAUAUCACCUACGAUCCUAAUUACAAUUAUGAUGAUGAAGCUGAGGAUGGAGGAGACAGCAUAGUAAUGGAAACAGAGGAAGAUGCAGAAGAUGAAGAAAAUGAUGAAUAUUCUAAUGAUGAUGACAUGAGUUGGAAGGUACGACGCUCUGCUGUAAAGUGUUUGGAAGCCGCCAUUGCUACAAGGCAUGAAUUGUUGCCAGACUUCUAUAAAACUGUAUCACCAGCACUUAUUAACAGAUUUAAAGAACGUGAAGAAAAUGUCAAGUCAGACAUAUUCCAUGCCUAUUGUGCAUUACUACGACAAACAAGGCUCACAAUUGGAGUCAAUAUU
Messenger RNA from Schistocerca gregaria, 1260 nucleotides. Its product is annotated as cullin-associated NEDD8-dissociated protein 1-like. The transcript has a single exon. Lineage: Eukaryota; Metazoa; Arthropoda; Insecta; Orthoptera; Acrididae. Bases 27 to 833 code for a protein of 268 amino acids. Gene Ontology annotation, cellular component: nucleus. Gene Ontology annotation, biological process: SCF complex assembly; protein ubiquitination. The record is from RefSeq and is a predicted model, not a curated record.